Molecule: messenger RNA, 6309 nt
Organism: Juglans regia (Persian walnut)
Lineage: Eukaryota; Viridiplantae; Streptophyta; Magnoliopsida; Fagales; Juglandaceae
Exons: 32
Coding region: 186-6095 (1969 amino acids)
Biological process (GO): RNA export from nucleus; protein import into nucleus
Cellular component (GO): nuclear pore inner ring
Molecular function (GO): structural constituent of nuclear pore
Source: RefSeq, a predicted model, not a curated record
CAUUCUGGUCGGUUCGAAGCACAGCUCGUCUUUAGUCGCUCUCUCUCAGCUACUGUGAGCCAAACCAACCUUGGAACUUGGAAGAACAAAAGCGCGAAAAGAACUCAAAUCCAUAAACCCCUUCCUCCUCCUCUCUCGCUCUUCCGCUAGGGUUUUUGUACUUCAACCUCUCUCAAGCGCCUAUAAUGGCGAGCACUAACUCCGUCGACGCCUCUCUCUGGUGGGACCCGUUCACGUUCCUCCUUUCCGAGCUUGAGAAUGCCCCUCUCUCCUCUGACCUUCCUCCAAAUCUGGUGAAGAAGUUAAGGGACAAUCACACCUGGUUCGUUGGCACAGUGUCGUGCUUCAAGCCACCGAAUGCGAAAUCGAGGGAGGCUUUGAAUUCACAGAAAAUUAAAUUAGGGACUCACCAAUUGAGUAUACAGCCGGAAUUGAGAGAAAAGGCUUUAAAUAUCAGCUCAUACUUGUGUUUAAACGAGGUGCAAUCGUACAUUCUUGUUGAAAGGUCUCUCGAGGACAACAAAUUAGGUGCUCACUCUGUAGUUCAAGAAUUUCUUCAUAUGAUAUUGCUUCAGUAUUACAUGGAACGACAGUGCUUACUAAAGUGUACCAGACAAAUUCUAGUACACGCCUUACAUGCUGGCACUGGCUCCAAAGAAGGUCAGAUUAUUAGAGAGGAGGCGCUAAAGCUGUUUUCCAAUGGACUUGAAAGGAAAUUAAUAUCUGUACUGGAAGAUCUCCUAUCCUCCAGUCAUCCUGAGCAAAUGGAUGUUGAUCUUUUCACUUUGUGGGCUGAGGAGACAUUGAUAGAAGACAAUUUGGUUCUAGACAACCUCUUCCUAGCAUAUUAUGAGUCAUUUUGUAGUUGCGAUGGUGGAAGAUGGAAAAAUAUGUGCUCCCUCUACAAGGGAAUCAUAUCUGGGGCUUACAACUUUGGAAAGCUGGAAAUAUCAUCUGAUGCACUAAAUUCUUCUUAUCGUGCCAAAGUUCAGCUGCUACUUAUCCUUAUAGAAACCCUGGACCUGGAUAUUCUUCUCCAGAUGGUUCAUGAUGAAAUUCCUUUCAGGAAGGGUGUCUCUGUUUUUGCAUUGCCCGAUAUCCUGGAGAUGGAUGCAAUAAUCUCCAGUUUCAAUGCUUUGGAAUUGAAAGAGGCCAGUCCACUAAUUCUAGCAUGGGCAGUGUUUCUUUGCCUAAGUUCAUCACUUCCAGGAAAGGAGGAAAAUAAUGUUCUGAUGGAGAUUGAUCACGUUGGUUAUGUACGUCAAGCCUUUGAGGCUGGAUCCUUGAAUUAUUUUCUUGAAAUUCUUCAAAGUGAUGUACUGAAGGAAACAGAUGGACCUAUUGCUGGUUAUCGAAGUGUCCUGAGGACUUCUAUUUCUGCAUUUAUUGCAUCGUAUGAGAUUAAUCUUCAGAUAGGGGACAGUACUCUUAAUUCUAUAUUGGAUGUUCUCUGCAAAAUUUAUCGAGGCGAGGAGUCACUUUGUAUUCAGUUCUGGGACAAGGAAAGUUUUAUUGACGGUCCCAUUCGGUGUCUUCUCUGUAACUUAGAGGGUGAAUUCCCCUUUAGGACCAUAGAACUUGUUCGCUUUUUAUCAUCCCUCUGUGAAGGAACUUGGCCUGCAGAAUGCGUGUAUAACUUUCUUGACAAGUCGGUUGGCAUAUCAUCCUUGUGUGAGAUCAGUAGAGAUUCUUUGGUGGAUGACAUUUCACAAAUUGUUGAAACACACCUGCCAAUUAACAUUCCUGGAAUUGAAGGUUUAUUCAUUCCUGGAAAAACACGUGGACACAUUUUGAAAAUCAUUGGUGAUAAUACUGCUCUUGUACGAUGGGAGUAUGUUCAGUCUGGCAUGCUGGUAUUGCUUCUCCGUUUGGCCCAGGAGCCGUAUUUGGACAAAAGUGAGGAAGUUUUCCUUACUCUUGACCUGCUUAGUCGAAUGGUGUCUUUUAACACGGCUUUGUGUUUUGCUUUGAUGGAGAUUGGCAGCUUAUUGCAUCCUGAAGAAACUGGGAUGACUGAGACAAUGGACAAGAAUAUGUGGGUGGCUGAAACCAUUUGCACUUUGGUCAGAAAUCUGCCUCCAAACUCCAGCAGUGCUGCUCUGAUGUCCAUGUGUGUCAAGAUUCUGGGCAAGUUGUUGAAAUGUUCCCCAUCUCAUGUUGCUGCGGUGGUUCUAAAGGCAAAUAUAUUUGAUGUGGUUUUAAGGACAAGUGUCUACGAUGUUGACAGUAAUGGUUCAUCAAGUGGAUCAUGGUUACUUUCUGGAAAACUGGCAAAGAUGCUUCUAAUUGACUGCGAGCAGAACGAUAACGACAACCCGCUGGCUAUAUCAGUAUUGGACUUUACUAUGCGGCUUGUGGAAACAGGAUUAGAGGAUGAUUCUGUCCUGGCUCUAGUUGUUUUCUCCCUGCAGCAUGUGCUAGUUAGUCAUGAGUACUGGAAAUACAAGGCGAAGUAUGUGCGUUGGAAAGUAACAUUGAAGGUGCUGGAAGUUAUGAAAAAAUGCAUUUUGUCAAUCUCAUACUACGAAAGAUUGGGUGAGGUUAUUCAUGACGUCUUACUUCGCGAUUCUUCUAUCCACCACACACUCUUUCGAAUUGUGUGUACAACUACACAGACCUUAGAGAAUCUCUAUGUUAGCCGUCUAUUUGAAUUGAUGGAGAUUGAAGGAUUACAGCUCGCCAUGAGUUCUGUUCUAGAUAUUCUUUUCAUCAUGAUCUCCAAAUUUUCAAAGGAUGUAUCUUCCAGCCUUCCUAUCUUUUAUCAAGCAGUGCUGUCAUGUAUGACCAAACCAGUUCCUGUCGUGGCUGCCGUUAUAUCCCUAAUAUCGUAUUUUCGCAGUCCUGCAAUCCAAGUUGGUGCUGCCAGGGUACUGUCAGAAUUGUUGAUUGUUGCAGAUUAUUUGCAACAAUAUUUGGUUGGCAAUGCAUGCUUUGGUUUGGAUGAUAAGCAGAUUACAGAUUUGAGGCAUUCUGUUAACCACAUACUACUUGAGCAAUCAUCAUGGAAUGAAGAUCUCUUUGUUGCCAUAGUCAUUAUGCUCACGUCUGCAGCAAAUUAUCAGCCUGCUUUUCUUGUUGCCGUAUUUUCUGCCAUAGGGUCUAGAGAUGUCCAAAAUAGCAAUGGUGGUGAUGCGAAGCAAGCAGCAAAUGAAACUUCCCUUGGGCCACAGGGUUCUAGGAAAUCAAUUCUGGUAGAUGCACUCAUGCACUAUCUUGAUAGGGAAAAUGAUCUUAUCAACAGCAAUCCCAGAAUCCUGUUGAAUGUACUCAACUUCUUGAAGGCCUUGUGGCAAGGGGCUGCUCAAUACACACAUAUUCUGGAGUGGCUGAGGAGCUCUGAAAAUUUCUGGAAACAUUUGUCCAACUAUAUUUCGUUAAUUGCUGGCACUAAAGAUGGGGCCCUUGAAAAUCUGACUGAAAAGGAGGCUCUAGACUUGGCAUGUAAAUAUCGCUGUCAAUCUGUAAUAUUAGAAAUAAUGGCAUAUGAGAUGUUCCUGCAGAAGAAGUUGUCACAUGCUGAAUCACUUGUAAAGCAUGGGGCUGAGUUGAAGGACAGGAUAGAAAAUGCGGUCAAUGUUGAAAAAUCAAAAGCUGUGAGAGAUAUUGUGUCAAACUGGUGUGAGAGCUCUGUUUUAGGCAAUCUGAUCAAGUCACAUACUUCUUGUGAUUACAACAACGAAAAAUUCUUCCGUGCAAAGGUUGCUUCCAGUUUAUUCGCCGUGCAUGUGAUGGGUAGAUUAGCAGCCCAUGACUCAGGAACAUUGUCUGUCGCAUUACUUGAGAAGAUCCAUGUGAUUUGGAAAAAGUUGAGCACUCAGCGUGCCUUUUCUGAAUUGUUGGCUCAAUAUUCUCAGUGUGGUUACAGUGAAGGCAAGGAGCUUGGUUCUUUAAUUCUCAGUGAUCUUUAUUAUCAUAUACAAGGUGAGCUUGAAGGCCGUAAAAUUGGUCCUGGGCCUUUCAAAGAACUCUUUCAGUAUCUAGUUGAAUCAAAGAUUUUGCAGAGCUAUCAGCAUAAGUAUGAUGAUGACCUUUCUGCUACUUCCAAAGAUGUGUACUUGUUUGACCUUGUACGCCUCAGAGCAGAUUUGGGAUUAGAUAUGUGGGAUUAUUCGGAGUGGAAAGCAUCCAAAGCAACUGCUGAAACAAUGUUGCGUUGCAUGCAGAAUGCAAACUCAAUGGUGUUGCUUGCAAAUUCAAGGCAUUCUGCACUGAAAGCAUUAAUAACUGUUUUAACAGUCUACCAGGAUCAGUCACCAGAGCAAAAACCUGUUGGAGCAAAGGUCCGUGACCAAGUCUUUUUAUCAUGCAUUGAUCAUAUUUGCCAAUGUUUCUGUGCCACAGUAGAAUCAUUAGUGCCAAUUCUGGAUGGCUCUGAUGAUAUCCUAUGUUUUCUAACUGGCCAAGUAGAAUUGCUUCUCCAUAUUGUGAGAUCUGCAUAUGAGAGUUUGUCCUUGCUCGCUCGUGUACUUGUCUUAAAAACCUUGGGUUCUGGCCUUAAAGUGUUGAGUGACUUGAGGCGAUCAGUUAUGGGGGUUAACACGACAAUGAAACUCUUACUGACGUUGCUUCUAUCGACUGUGGAGUUUACUUGCCUUGGUACACGAAUUGAUGGGGCAACAGACAUGGAAUCUGUCAAAGACUCGGCUGAGAUUUCAAAUGCAACUAUUCCGCUUCUACCUAUUCUCUGCAACUGCACUACUAGGGCUGAGCAUUGCACUCUCUCUCUGAUGACUAUGGACUUUAUACUAAGAAGUCUCUUGAUGCCAAACACUUGGUUUCCAAUCAUACAACAUCAUCUACAACUGCAGAAUUUAAUUCUUAAGCUUCAAGAUAAAAAUUCAUUUGCAUCCCUUCCCAUAAUAUUAAAAUUCUUUCUGACACUGGCACGAGUGAGAGGAGGUGCUGAAAUGCUUCUUAAUUCUGGUUUUUUCUCAUCUCUGAGGGUUUUAUUUGCUGAAUCCUCGGAUGGUAGACUUUUCUCCUCAAUUAAUAGUGAGGGGAACAUCUCCAGCUCAUCUGACAAAAUUGAAAAGCCUCAGCACAUAUGGGGACUUGGCUUGUCAGUGGUUACAGCUAUAAUUCAAUCUUUAGGAGACAGUUCAACUGGCAGUGAUAUUGUGGACAAGAUGAUACCUUACUUCUUCUCGGAGAAAGCUUAUAUGAUAUUUUAUCAUCUCAAUGCACCAGACUUUCCAUCUGAUGAUCCUAACAAGAAAAGACCUCGGGCUCAAAGGACACAAACUUCUUUUGCUGCUCUUCAGGAAACAGAGCACACCCUCAUGCUAAUGUGUGCGCUAGCGAAACAUUGGAAUUCAUGGGUUAAAUCCAUGAAAGAAAUGGAUUCGCAGCUGAGAGAGAAAAGCAUUCACCUAUUGGCCUUUAUUAGCCGAGGAACUCAACGCCAUGGAGAGGCUUCCAGCAGGGGUGCCCCUCUUUUAUGUCCUCCUACCCUCAAGGAGGACUUUGAUUGCUGCAAGAAAGCAUCUGUCAUCAAAAGUAGAAGUGGAUGGUUUGCUCUUUCACCUCUUGGUUGUGUGUCAAAACAUAAGUUCACUGCUGUCUCAACUGCUGUAACAAUCAAGGAUCAAGCAAAUGAGAAUAAUGAUGUUUCUCAAACAUACUUCUCAGACGCUAUUGCCUUAAAGAUCUACAGAAUUGCAUUUCUUAUUUUGAAAUUUCUGUGUUUACAAGCUGAGGGUGCUGCCAAAAGGGCAGAGGAGUUGGGGUUUGUUGAUCUUGCUCAUUUUCCUGAGCUACCAAUGCCUGAAAUUUUACAUGGUUUACAGGAUCAGGUCGCUGCUAUUGUUACGGAGCUGUGUGAGGCCAACAAGUCGGAGCGGAUUCAUUCCAAAAUCCAAAAUGUCUGCUGCUUAUUGCUGCAGAUAAUGGAGAUGGCCUUAUAUUUGGAACUGUGUGUUCUACAGAUUUGUGGCAUAAGACCUGUACUGGGGCGUGUUGAAGAUUUCUCAAAGGAACUAAAAUUGUUAAUAAGAGCAACAGACAGCCAUGCUUUUCUGAAAGCGUCAAUGAAGUCCUUGAAACUUAUAAUAUUAUCAGUCUAUCCAGGCUUGUUACAAUCCGAGGGUUUCUUGUGAAAUACAUGUUGAUAUUGGUGAAUUCCGUUGGCCUAAAAGGAGAGUAGAAAAAGGCGUAGGAGUUCUAGAUUUUGUAAAUAAUUCGAGAUAGCAACAUGAUUCGUGACAGUUUUAAAAGAAGGCGUGUAUAAAAUAUUGGACAUGUUUAAAUAUUUUAUCAUUUGUAGCAAUUUCUUGGUCAUUGGUUUUGUGAUUCCAGGGAGGUGGUUUUUGA